AUGGCUGAUAAUCAGUACGCUCCUCUGACAGCCAAUAUCGUGCGUACAUUGACGGAUAAGCUCUACGAGAAAAGAAAAGCAGCAGCGCUCGAUAUAGAAAAGUUAGUUAGAGAUCUUCAUGCUACCAAUCAACUUACUCAGCUCGACAAACUGCUUACGGUCCUUCGUGAGCUUGCGAUGGCUAGCAAUGGGCAUACAAGAAAAGGCGGUUUGAUAGGUCUGGCUGCAGCCGCUAUCGCUCUCGGGAAGAACGCGCCACCUUACACAGUCCAUUUGAUAGAGCCUGUGCUUUCUUGUUUCAAUGAUCCAGAUUUGAGGGUGCGAUACUAUGCCUGUGAGGUGAGCUGUUCCAUUCCGAAGUCUUGUUUACGGGGUCUUUCACUAUAA
Molecule: messenger RNA, 387 nt
Organism: Cylicostephanus goldi
Lineage: Eukaryota; Metazoa; Nematoda; Chromadorea; Rhabditida; Strongylidae
Source: the annotation of a GenBank genome assembly